Lodderomyces theae is the source of this 249-nucleotide messenger RNA. It is a transcript of the gene RPS27, whose product is annotated as 40S ribosomal protein eS27. Gene Ontology annotation, biological process: ribosomal small subunit assembly; translation. Lineage: Eukaryota; Fungi; Ascomycota; Pichiomycetes; Serinales; Debaryomycetaceae. Gene Ontology annotation, cellular component: ribosome; cytosolic small ribosomal subunit. The coding region runs from base 1 to 249 and encodes 82 amino acids. Gene Ontology annotation, molecular function: structural constituent of ribosome; RNA binding. The record is from RefSeq and is a predicted model, not a curated record. The transcript is spliced from 2 exons.
AUGGUUUUAGUUCAAGAUUUAUUACACCCAUCCCCAGCCACCGAAGCUAAGCAACACAAGUUGAAGUUGUUGGUUCAACAACCAAGAUCAUUUUUCAUGGAUGUCAAAUGUCAAGGAUGUUUAAACAUCACCACCGUUUUCAGCCAUGCUCAAACUGCCGUCACUUGUGAUUCCUGCUCUACUGUAUUGUGUACUCCAACUGGUGGUAAGGCUAAGUUGACUGAAGGUUGUUCUUUUAGAAGAAAGUAA